Messenger RNA from Myotis brandtii (Brandt's bat), 683 nucleotides. Its product is annotated as collagenase 3-like. Gene Ontology annotation, biological process: proteolysis; collagen catabolic process; extracellular matrix organization. The record is from RefSeq and is a predicted model, not a curated record. The transcript is spliced from 4 exons. The annotation marks the transcript as partial. NCBI's taxonomy places the organism in Eukaryota, Metazoa, Chordata, Mammalia, Chiroptera, Vespertilionidae. Gene Ontology annotation, molecular function: metalloendopeptidase activity; zinc ion binding. Gene Ontology annotation, cellular component: extracellular matrix.
GCCUGCAGGCACAGCCAUUCAAGAUGCACUCAGGUGUCCUGGCUGCCUUCCUCUUCUUGAGCUGGACUCCUUGUUGGUCCCUGCCCCUUCCCAAUGAUGAGGAUGACGAGGAUCGGUCUGAGGAAGACUUCCAAUAUGCAGAGCGCUACCUCAGAUCAUACUACCAUCCCCUGAACCCCGCUGGCAUCCUGAAGAAGACCGCAGCAAGCUCCAUGGUUGACAGGCUUCGAGAAAUGCAGUCUUUUUUUGGCUUAGAGGUGACCGGCAAACUUGACGAUAAGACCUUAGACAUCAUGAAAAAACCAAGAUGUGGGGUCCCUGAUGUGGGUGAAUACAAUGUUUUCCCUAGAACUCUCAAAUGGUCCAAAAUGAACUUAACCUACAGAAUUGUGAAUUAUACCCCUGACAUGACUCAUUCUGAAGUGGAAAAGGCAUUCAAAAAAGCCUUCAAAGUUUGGUCUGAUGUGACACCUCUGAAUUUUACCAGACUUCACAAUGGCACUGCUGAUAUCAUGAUCUCUUUUGGAACUAAAGAGCAUGGUGACUUCUACCCAUUUGAUGGCCCCUCUGGUCUGCUGGCUCAUGCUUUUCCUCCUGGGCCAAAUUACGGAGGAGAUGCCCAUUUUGAUGAUGAUGAAACUUGGACAAGUAGUUCCAAAGGUAAUAUUUCUUAUAAAGAUAUA